Xiphophorus maculatus (southern platyfish) is the source of this 1130-nucleotide messenger RNA. Its product is annotated as B-cell receptor CD22-like. The transcript has 4 exons. NCBI's taxonomy places the organism in Eukaryota, Metazoa, Chordata, Actinopteri, Cyprinodontiformes, Poeciliidae. Gene Ontology annotation, biological process: cell surface receptor signaling pathway. The record is from RefSeq and is a predicted model, not a curated record. Gene Ontology annotation, molecular function: transmembrane signaling receptor activity. The coding region runs from base 300 to 1130 and encodes 276 amino acids.
ACAAAUGGUUACCUAAAACCGUUUAACUGGGGUGUCUUUUCAUGAGUCACCUUAGUUUAAGGAAGUUAAACUAAGUGUCAAAACAUUGUGUGGGAAGUGUCAAAAUAUUUGUGGUAGUACUUAUUCUUUAGCUAUGAUGUUUCUCAGAUGAAGAUAAAAAAAGUGACCAUGAGCUCACAGAACAGGAAACUAGCGCUACUGAUCGGAAAUUUCAGUGAUAUGAAAAGAACGUGUUAGUGUCAGAGCUGGACGUUACGAAGCAACACUCUGUGCUUGUUUGUGAACUUUUAACAUUAAUAAUGACAAAAGUUUUAGGUUUUAUUUUAGUGAUGAAUGCACUUCUCUGCUGCAGACAUGCUGAAGGCGCAAUUCUGACUAUUGAUCCCAACUGGUCGACUUUUCAUCCUGGAGAGAGCGUGACGUUCAUUUGUGACAUGAAUGAAGGCAAAGACACCGACUGGGAAUAUGAGAUAAAAAAAAAUGGAGAACAAUUUCUUCGCUCCAACCCGUACAAAAGCUUCACAUUACUACCUAUCCAAAUCGAUCACAGUGAUGAAUACCAGUGUUGUGGACUCAGGAAGAGCUCUGGUGAUACCAAGUGCAGUGAUACUGUCUCUUUAACUGUUACUGCUCAACCCAAACCCACACUGACUGCAGGUCCUACAACCAUACCAGUAGGGGGCAGUGUGACACUGAGCUGCUCUCUGCCCUCUGCUGGAUGGAAAUACAAAUGGUACAUAAGGACCAAAAACACACCUGAAGUUCAACUCACUGAUGAAGAAAACAGAGAUAUUAAUGUAGCACAAGCAGGAAUAUACCGAUGUCUGGGAAUGAGAGGAAAUGAAAACUAUCAAAGUCUUGUAAGUGACGAAGUCAGCAUCACAAUAAGCUUUUCCAACAAGGUUGUUGUGACUCGACAACCAAACUGGCCUCAGAUGUUCAGUGGUGAGUCGAUCACUCUGACAUGUGAGGUCCAGGGAGGAGAAACCACUGAUUGGACGUGUGAAUGGAGGAGAGAUGGGAAAACUGUAAAAAUGGGAAAUGAUAAACAUCUGACUGUCAAUGUUAAUGAGUCCAGUAGUGAAGAGUACAUGUGUCAGUGUAGACGCAGAGACGACUGGCAUUCUUGA